Messenger RNA from Rotaria sordida, 246 nucleotides. NCBI's taxonomy places the organism in Eukaryota, Metazoa, Rotifera, Eurotatoria, Philodinida, Philodinidae. The record is from the annotation of a GenBank genome assembly.
AUGAAAAUUGGUGAUCAUAUAUUAGUUGAUGGAAAAUGUUCAGCAGUAAUUCGUUAUAUUGGUUCAGUUGAUGGUCAUCCAGGGAAAUCGAUUGAUAUUCAAUGAUAUCCAUUAAAUGAAUUUAAUCAUAUAAAACAAUUAGUUGUUAUUGAUACAGAUAAUGAUUGUAAUAUAUUUGAAAAUUUAAUUAAUAUUCAUUUUGAUUUAAAUCGUUUAAGAUUAAUAUCGGAAAAAUUUCUUAAUUAA